UGAGUUUGUUUGAAAUGUGUGUUGGACCAGUGCAUAUAACGAAGUGACUACAUGGAUAUGUAUUUCCAAAUGCAUUGAAUAUUGAAUUUAUUUUUCCCCAACUUUAAAUCUGUGCACCCUUCACAAACAUGUUAAUUUACUUGCUUAUACUUUGUGCUUUAAAAAGCGCAUCUUGUGGUGAAAAUGAGUUACUUACUCAAACUGUUUAUGGAUUUUUGGACUUCACGACCACCAUUGGGAAUACCGUAAUGGUAUUUUCUCCCCAAAGCUCCCCACAUUUUGAACUAAAAGCUAACAACACAAACAACAUCAUUAAUAUUAUUGAAACCAAGCCAAAAUUUUCGAAAAAAGAAAAGGAAAAAGAGGGAAUCAAACCUACCCCUCUAAUUUUGAGUCAGUCCAAUGUACAUCCCGAAACAUUUACGUCGAACAGUGAGUCGUACAAUAAAAGUAUAUCGAAUUCCCCAAUACAAACACUAUUAAGCACCCCCGAAUACGAUCUGCUUUCGCGCCAGCCAGAGCAGUUUGCCGAAGAAUCGUAUCGUGUGGUUAACUUUAAGGGGAAGAAUGAAGCUGAGCGGCAAAGAAAUUAUUUGUCUAAAAAGGAGAGUGUCCAUGGUUAUCAGACAAGAGUAGCUGACGGCAACGCUAGAAAUGGUGUUACUUCCACAAAGGAAUCUGGCCGUUUUACAAAAGUUCCUCAGUCCAUAUCUUUAUCGAAUACCGAGAAAAAGAGCAAGCCCAGGCAGACCAGAAUAAAUAAAACAUCAACGAUUCAACCAAGUAAAACUAUAAAAGAUUCCACAUCUCAGACUCUGGUCUCUAAAAAUCCACGGAAAAGUCAACAAGGCAGCCGGGAUCACAGAGGAUCAAGCACUAGAAAAUCAUCUCGCCCAAAAGGAAAAAGGAGGCAUAAAUCAACGCAAAAUACUAAGAUAUUAAUCACUCCAUCAUCAACGGAAACUACCUCACGUCACUCAUAUCGCUCCAAAGUAACAAGUCUACAGGAAGAAUCCGUUACAGUUCCAAGUGCUAGCACAUUCAAGCUAAAUAGGCGACCAGGUCGAUGGCAAUAUAAAACCUCUGCAAAGCCCAAAGUUAAUAUAAGGAAGAAUACCAGCUCCAACAGUCCGAUUACCAUUCAAAAUAAUGAUACGACCCACGUUGAUCAAAGCAUACCGGAGGUUCCCAUAAACGAAAAUCCGGAGCAGAUUCUGAAGGUCUUAAACAGUGGAAGAGAUCUAGAGGCUUCUGGCUCCCAAAAUGGCCCUGUGGCUAACAACAAUGACAACGACGAGCAAAAAUCAAAGUACUUUGUGCAAACAUUAAAUGUAGAGAUAUCGACACCGAAACCUUUUAUUGACACUUACUAUGAAAUUGCAACAAUUAAAAGCCCGUUUAUAUUCCAGGCGGGAGUGGUAAAAAAAACGAGAUUUUUGACCGUUACAUCGACUAUAGAAAAAGUAAUAAGGGAAGAGCACACGAAAGAAUACUCUGAAGAUGAUGGCCCUCUGACCGAGAAUAUUUUGGAGUCGACAACUCAGACAGAUGAAAAACCAUUGGAUGGAAGUAUAUCAACAUUAAAACCUAUUUAUAUUGAAGAUGGUUCAGAGACUCCUAGCUUAGAAACAAUAACUGAAUCGUUUUCCAUAACACAAACCAAGCUUAAAACACAGAUUCUUCCUAUAAUUAAUGAAAAAAGAAAUGAAACAAUCCAAGUAACAUUGGUUCAAACAUAUGAUUAUACCAGCCUUAUAACAGUUACGCAAACAAUAUCCCCAUUAAGCGAAGAUUUCAGUCCAUCCAAGAACUUUAAAGACUUCGAAGGGAACUUAGACGAAGCUGGAUCAGAGCUGAACUUGGAUCUGGAGUUCGGUGAUGAGGAUAAUACCGGAAAAUUUGAUGCGAAAAUUAAACCGAAAAAUAAAGAAGACAUCAAGAGUGGAAGCAACCUAACCCUAACAAAUCCAUUGAUACCUGAAACUAUUCAUUUUCCAGAGAGCCAACCACCAAACAAUUUCAUAACCUCAACGCGCCCAGUUGUAAAACUUGAAACAAUUUGGGAGUCGCAUGUAGUACCUCUAGUUAGAGGAACUGAGACCAUUAUGAGAACGCUCUCCAAGUCUGUUGGAGUAGUUGAGAAAACAGAAUACGUUACUGAUAUUACUCCACUGUCCGUGCCAACAUCACAAUAUCCAUUUUCAAUCAAUCCUUUCUACAAUCCCUUAUUGCCCAUGCCGCCACAUCAGCAGCAGCUGAUUACUUCCACUGAAAUUUUGCAAACAAUGGCAACAGAAACGAGCUCUAAGGUUUUGAAACUGACAUUUGGUGCAAGAACAGCUUAUACCACAAUAUUUUCAACUGCCGUUGUACCAACACAAGUUACAAAAUUAAUUACAGCAACCAUACCUGUUCAGCACUCUGGAUCUUUUCCAAACUUCUAUCCACCCCCAUAUAAUCCAUUCGCAUAUGUUGGUUAAUAUUUAAAUAGAUGUAAGGACGAGCACCUAAACCAAUACUUCGAUUGCUCUAAAUAUAAUUUUUGUUUAUAACUAAGUUUGUGUAUUGAA
Molecule: messenger RNA, 2570 nt
Organism: Drosophila persimilis
Lineage: Eukaryota; Metazoa; Arthropoda; Insecta; Diptera; Drosophilidae
Exons: 6
Coding region: 129-2480 (783 amino acids)
Source: RefSeq, a predicted model, not a curated record